AUUAAAUUUUCAAUCAUGAGAAUUUUUUUUAGUUUGAAAAUUUUGGUUAAAUUUGAUCUUGUCGAAAAAAGUCGACAAGAGUCUCACAAACAAACUUCUUCACAGGAAUUUGUAAGUUCUGAUUCUCCCAAACAAACGUCAAUAUCAAAACAACAAUCCGCAGCUUCCGGUUCUGCAUCGAAACAGAAAUCCGCAGCUUCCGGUUUCAGUUCUACCAAAACUCAAAAACAAACGUCAAAACAGAAAUCCGCAGCUUCCGGUUCUGGUUCUACCAAAACUCAAAAACAAAUGUCGAUACCAAAAGUUUCAGAAGAUAAUGGGCCAUUUCGCUUAGUGGUACCAUCCAGCUUGUACUCGCAACAAAGCAGGAUGGUACCACCAAUUCGUAAUGUAAUCAUACAUAGCGAAUUAAUGUCCAUUACACGCACAGCCGAACCGUAUAGGAGCAAUGUACACAUCGCUGAACCGUAUAGGAGCAAUGUACGCACCGCCAAAUUAUAUAGGAGAGAAUUAGCGCCAAUUAUACGUGAACCUUUUAGUAGUAAUUGGACUAGAGAUGUAAAUGAUGAAAUGGAAGUAGAUGAAGAAGAAGCUUUAGUUCGUCCAAAAAUCCUCUUUCAAUCGAUGAAGCCAAGGUAUACUCCACGAUACAGGCAAGUCAAGUCUUGGCUCUCCGCUUUACAUAAAUAUUGCAGAGUGCGCUUGUUAUAUAAACAAUGCGACACUUUAGACAAAGAUAAUCACCGUCUACAUCGAAAUAAUCGGUUAAAUGAGAAAAAGGCAUGUCGAGUUAAAGGCGCAAAAUCACUUUUCGACAAGAAUGACGAAAAACUGGAGAAUUAUGAUCGAAAAGAACUUUUGAAUGUUUUAAAUGACAACCGAUAUCACUCUCCAGAGUAUUCUGAAUCAGAUGAGGAGCAACCAGACGGUAAAAGACAUAUCAAUGUUUAUAAUCCAUCUUGGAGAUCUGAAGAGUUAAUGGAUUUAUUACUAAAUGUCCUGGACCAACACGCUUUCUCUCUUCAAUCUGCACAAUUGAUACGAACACGAAAUUAUGAUGAUGAUAUAUAUAAUAUUCCGGAGACGCCGAUUCAAAUGAUGGAGAAUCUAAUAAUAGCGGAAGAUGCGGAAGUGUUGGCCGAGAUGGAUGAAAUAGUGGUAAUAGAAGAUUCAGAACUAACGGGAAUAAAAGAAUUGGAACCAAUGGGAAUGGAAGAAUCGGAACCAAUGGGAGUGGAAGAAUCGCUAGAAACAGAAGAUGAAACAGACAAAUGGUAUAAAUUUGUACUUUAAUUUUUGUUUGAGUUUUUAUUAUACUAACUUUUAUUUUCAAAUUUUAGAUUGUGAAUUCGUCAGUUUUUUUUGGAUUUUUUUUGAAAAUUAUGGGAUUUUUUGUGGAAUUGUGGAUUGAAUUUUUUUAUUUUCGUAGGAAAUUUUUAUUAAUUUAGUAUUAUUUCNUCAUAUUAUUUUCGUAGGAAAUUUUUAU
Molecule: messenger RNA, 1486 nt
Organism: Rhizophagus irregularis DAOM 181602=DAOM 197198
Lineage: Eukaryota; Fungi; Glomeromycota; Glomeromycetes; Glomerales; Glomeraceae
Source: RefSeq, a predicted model, not a curated record